AUGCUAAUAUCCUUAUUGACGAUUUUAUGGCUAUCAAUAACGCCAAUUGUUGGUGCUAAAAAUGAGUUGUUUCAAGAAUACAUGAAUCAAACGUUGCUUUGGGGACCAUAUAGAUCCAAUUGUUAUUUUGGUAUCAGACCUCGUUACGUGAACAAAUCUCCAUUUAUUAUGGGUAUUAUGUGGUUUGACAGCUUGAAGGAGAAUGGAGUGGGUUCCAUAAGACAUUUUGUUAAUCCGGAUGAUCAUUUGAAGAAAUAUGCUUGGGAAGUUUAUGAUCCAAGAAUUGGUGGGAGAGAAAUUUUACUUGAUGAAGAAAACAAUUUGAAUUUAACAGUAUCGUUUUCUAAGAGUCAUGAUGGAUUGAAUUGGGUAGCGAGGGUAGAAGGAAGUCCUCUGAAUCCUGAAAGAAAAUCGACUGCAUCAAUUGUAUUAUACAUGCAACAGCAAGGUGGUGAUGAUGACCAUGUCUCUAAAUUGGUUAAACUUGAGAAUAAAUCUAAGACUGAUUUCCAAUUCGAUGGUUAUUCAAAGGAAUUGGGAGCCUAUUUAUUAUCAAUAAAGGAUAAUAUGGGUCAAUACUACAGUGACUCAACCUUAAAAUCUAUGGAAGUUGCUCUUGGCGCUGACUGUUCUAAACCAACACAUUUAUCCCUUAGAAUUCCCGACGACCAAAGUUGGAAAGCUCGUGAUGUCUUUCAAACUAUAUUAGGUGAUUCUGUUAAGGAGAUCCUUCAAAACAACGCCAACGAUUUUGAUCGACGUUUGACUCCCAGUCUUUACCAAAUUAGAAAUUUUUACAAUUUACCUCCAGGGAAUUUCCACUAUGUUCAGAAGACUUUUGACAAUUCUGGAUCCAAUGGGUUUGAAUUUGAUAUUACGUUUAACACAGUAGAUUCUCUUCAAAAGAUAAAAACCGCAUCCGCUGUUUCCAAUCUCAUCGAAUCUACUAAUAACGAAAUAAAUAUUCGUUUUGAUAAGAGUUUCUCCAUUAAGGUAGAAGAAGAGCGUAAAUUUGCUUUAGAAACUUUGUCUAAUUUAUUAGGUGGUAUUGGUUAUUUUCAUGGCACCCAGAUUGUUGAUCGUAAAACCAUAUUUGAUGAAGAGCAAUUUGAUGAUAUUAGUUUAAAAAAUGGGGCAGAAGAAGGUCCAUUUGAUUUGUUUACUAGUGUUCCAAGCCGUGGUAAAUUUCCUCGUGGGUUCUACUGGGAUGAGGGAUUUCAUCUUCUACAAAUUAUGGAAUACGAUUUUGAUCUUGCUUUUGAGAUAAUUUCAAGUUGGAUUAAUUUGAUCGAUGAUAAUGGAUGGGUUGCAAGAGAAGUUAUACUUGGUGAUGAGGCUAGAAGUAAGGUCCCCCCUGAGUUUACUGUUCAGAGUCCUCAUAUUGCCAAUCCACCCACAUUAUUAUUAGCAUUUAGUGAAAUGUUAACGAAGGUCCUAAACAAUAUCAAUACCAUGGAUAUGAAUAGGUACAUAGAUGCUACUAUUGAUGAUUUCCAACAGGGUACAAACCAACUAGAGCGCCACCCUGAGUUGAUAAGAGAAUAUGCUGAGAAGGUAUACCCAAAACUACUAAAGCAUUAUAAUUGGUUUACCACCACGCAAAAGGGUUUGAUAGACGAAUACGCUGAAAUAUUAGAAGAGGAAGGAAUUUGGAAUAGUGUUCAUAAAGAUGAAGUUUUUAAAUGGGUGGGGCGUACCUACACCCACUGUUUACCAAGCGGGUUAGAUGAUUAUCCGAGAGCUGAAACACCAGAUAUUGCUGAGCUUAAUGUUGACACUUUAGCAUGGGUAGGUAUCAUGACCAGAUCUAUGAAGCAAAUUGCUCAGGUGUUAGAUAUGGAUAAAGACGUGAUAAGAUAUGCACAAAUUGAGAAGAAUAUAAUAGAGAAUUUGGAUAUUUUACAUUGGAGUGAAGAAAAGGGGUGUUAUUGUGAUGUUACUAUAGAUGACGAUUUUGGAGAUAAGCGGGAAUUCGUUUGCCAUGAAGGGUAUAUUUCGUUAUUACCUUUCGCAUUAAAACUAAUCCCAAAGCAUUCCCCGCAUUUGAAGAAGGUUGUUGCUUUAAUGUCAAACAAGAAGAAACUUUUUUCUGAUUAUGGACUAUUAUCAUUAUCUAAAGAGGACGAAUAUUUUGGGAAGGGAGAAAACUACUGGAGGGGUCCCAUUUGGAUGAAUAUCAAUUACCUAUGUUUAGAUGCACUAAAUUUUUACUUUCCAGAAGAAGUAACGGCCUCUAAAACUUCAGUGGGAGGCUUGUAUCAAGCCUUAAAGAAUAACUUAAUCAAUAACGUGUACCGCAAUUGGAAAGAUAAAGGCUAUUGCUAUGAAAAUUAUGACGCUAAUGACGGGCAUGGUUCAGGUACCGAGCAUUUUACAGGCUGGACUGCGCUAAUUGUGAAUAUACUGGGUCGACUUUAA
Molecule: messenger RNA, 2418 nt
Organism: Naumovozyma castellii
Lineage: Eukaryota; Fungi; Ascomycota; Saccharomycetes; Saccharomycetales; Saccharomycetaceae
Gene: CWH41
Product: mannosyl-oligosaccharide glucosidase
Exons: 1
Coding region: 1-2418 (805 amino acids)
Source: RefSeq, a predicted model, not a curated record